Messenger RNA from Euleptes europaea (tarantolino), 2341 nucleotides. RefSeq names its product nexilin F-actin binding protein (gene NEXN). The record is from RefSeq and is a predicted model, not a curated record. The transcript is spliced from 14 exons. The coding region runs from base 154 to 2196 and encodes 680 amino acids. Gene Ontology annotation, molecular function: cell-cell adhesion mediator activity. NCBI's taxonomy places the organism in Eukaryota, Metazoa, Chordata, Lepidosauria, Squamata, Sphaerodactylidae. Gene Ontology annotation, biological process: homophilic cell-cell adhesion; dendrite self-avoidance; mitochondrial fusion. Gene Ontology annotation, cellular component: axon; plasma membrane.
GCAGCAGCAGCAGCGCCGCUCUCCAGCUUCUCUCACGCCCACCCAGCCGCUGGGAUUAACUGGACGCCAGCAGCGGAGCGGACAGGGGCUCUCAGGUAAAGCCUGAAAACAUACAUUUUACACACAUCUGGUGCUGGAUCCCAGAAAGUAGCCAUGAAUGACAUUGCACAGAAGGGAGAGAUUAUCCUUUCUUCGUCUAAACCUGUCCCAAAGUCCUAUGUGCCCAAACUUCGGAAGGGAGAUGUAAAGGAUAAAUUUGAAGCCAUGCAAAAAGCAAGGGAAGAAAGAAAUCAAAGACGAUCUAGAGAUGAAAAGCAAAGAAGAAAAGAACAAUAUGUUAGAGAGAGAGAAUGGAACAGGCGAAAGCAGGAGAUGAAAGAACUACUUGCUUCUGAUGAUGAAGAAGAAACACAGUCUUCUAAAGUGGACAAAGCUUAUGUUCCAAAACUGACAGGUACUGUCAAAGGAAAGUUUGCUGAAAUGGCAAAGCAAAGGCAAGAAGAAGAAAGAAAAAGAAUGGAAGAAGAAAGACACCGAAGAAUUGAACAAGACAUGAUAGAGAAGAGGAAAAUUCAGAGAGAACUGGCAAAGAGGGCACAAGAGAUUGAUGAACAAUUUAACAAUUCGGGAACUGAAUCAACAUCAGAGGAAGGUGAUGAUUCAUUGCUAAUAACUGUAGUUCCUGUAAAAAAUACCAAAUCACCUGGGAAGAUGAAAAUAAGUUUUGAGGAUCUAGAAAAAGAGAGAGAAGAACAAGAAAGGCAAAAACACGAAGAAGAAAAACGAUUGAGAUAUGAGCAGGAAAAGCAAGCUCUCAAGGAAGUAAAAUAUUUUUCACCAGUUGCGGAUGAAGAUGAAAGCCAAGACAGUGAAAGAAAAGAAUCUCCCUCUCCUGGAAAAGUGAAAUUAACAUUUGAAGAACUAGAAAGACAAAGACAGGAAAAUCAGAGGAAGCAAGCAGAAGAGGAGGCAAGGCAACGCUUAGAAGAGGAAAAACGUGCCUUUGAGGAAGCAAGGCAGCAAAUGAUGACUGAAGAUGCUGAUGAUACAGAGAGUGAAAAUUCUGUCAAGGAGUUGCAUCCUGGAAAACUGAUACUUGGCUUUGAGGAAUUAGAAAGACAAAGGCAAGAAGAAGAAAAAAGAAAAACAGAAGAGGAGGCCAGAAGGCGUAUAGAAGAGGAGAAAAAGGCAUUUGCUGAAGCAAGAAAAAGCAUGAUUCCAGAUGAUGAGUCGUCACAGAUCUCAAAAACUGUAUCUCAAGAAUCUCUUACACCUGGAAAACUGGAAAUAAACUUUGAAGAGUUACUGAGGCAGAAAAUGGAAGAAGAAAAGAGACGCACAGAAGAAGAGCGCAGACAAAAACUGGAAAUGGAAAAGCAUGAGUUUGAGCAGCUUAGACAAGAAAUGGGAGAGCAGGAGGAAGAGUGCGAAACCUUUGAGUUAAGCAGGGAAUAUGAAGAACUAAUAAGAUUAAAAAGAAGUGGCUCCAUUCAAGCAAAGAACUUAAAAAAGAAGUUUGAAAAAAUUGGGCAAUUGUCUGAAGAAGAAAUACAGAAAAAAAUUGAGGAGGAAAGAGCACGGAGGAGAGCUAUGGACCAGGAAAUAAAAGAAAGGGAAGCAGAGAAAUUUCAGGAGGAAGAUGGAGUGGAUGUGAAACCAGCCACAAAAUCUGAAGCUCCAUUUACACACAAAGUCAACAUGAAAGCUCGAUUUGAAAAAAUGGCAAAGGCAAGAGAAGAGGAGGAACAAAGAAGAAUUGAAGAACAGAAGCUUUUACGCAUGCAAUUUGAACAGAAAGAAAUUGAUGCAGCAUUACAAAAGAAAAAAGAAGAGGAGGAAGAUGACGAUGGGAGCAUUGUUAAUGGCUCCGUUUAUGAAGAUGAAGAACAGCAAGCAAGGUCUGGGGCCCCAUGGUUCAAGAAGCCUCUUAAAAAUGUGUCAGUUGUGGAUGGUGAACCAGUAAGAUUUACUGUCAAAAUAACUGGAGAACCCAAACCAGAAAUUACAUGGUGGUUUGAAGGGGAAAUGUUACAGGACUGUGAGGACUAUCAAUAUAUUGAGAGAGGAGAAACCUUCUGUCUUUACUUACCAGAAACUUUCCCAGAAGAUGAAGGAGAAUAUAUGUGUAAAGCAGUAAACAGCAGAGGAACAGCAGCUAGCACCUGUAUUCUCACCAUUGAAACUGAUGACUAUUAAUAGCCUACUUUUUCUGGAGCCUUCCUUCUCUAAAUUUACUGCAUUCAUCUCUUUCUGUCUGUGGUGGGGCCAACAAGAAAAAUGUCUGUCAUUCCUGAAAUAAGAUAUCCAAUUGCCUGUUUUAAACUUCUGUACUUCAAACAGU